AUGGCUCAGGAUCACCCAGAUUCGCAGCUCUUCCCACAUGCAACCGGAGCUGCUGCACAGAUGGUGAAGGAGCAUGAGAAGGAAGAGCCGUUGAAACUCUACUCGGGAUGGUUUUGUCCCUUCGUCCAAAGAGUACUGCUUGUGCUGUUGGAGAAGAACAUCCCCUUUCAAUACAUCGAGGUCAACCCGUAUCAUAAACCAGAGUCUCUCCUCAAACUCAAUCCUCGAGGACUCGUGCCAACUCUGCAAUACGACAACAAACCUCUUUACGAAAGCACAGUCAUCUGUGAAUUUCUAGAGGACGCAUACCCAUCCGCAAGCCCGCACCUCCUACCCUCUGAUCCUUACACCAGAGCCCAGACCAGGAUUUGGAUUGACUUCGUGACUUCACGCAUCAUCCCCGCCUUCCAUCGCUUCUUGCAACACCAGUCUACGUCAAGCACCAGCAUUGACACCGUGCGCAGCGACUUUCUUGAUACGCUGAAGCGAUUCACUGAGGCCAUGGACCCUACUGGGCCGUACUUCCUGGGCGGGGAAGUGAGUUUGAUAGAUCUCAUCAUGGCACCGUGGGCGGUGAGACUUUGGGUGUUUGACCACUUUAAGGGAGGAUUAAAGAUUCCCAGAGGAGAAGUGUGGGACAGAUGGGGCAAGUGGCUGAGUGCUGUCGAGCAGCGGAAAAGUGUUGUUGAGACGACGAGCGAGACCAAGCAUUAUCUGCCCAUCUAUCAGAGAUAUGCGGAUGAUACUGCGCAGAGUGAGCUAGCUAAGGCGACUAGAGAAGGGAAGGGUGUACCUUGA
Messenger RNA from Drepanopeziza brunnea f. sp. 'multigermtubi' MB_m1, 798 nucleotides. The record is from RefSeq and is a predicted model, not a curated record. Lineage: Eukaryota; Fungi; Ascomycota; Leotiomycetes; Helotiales; Drepanopezizaceae.